UUGGAGUCUUCAUAUUUCCGACGGCACGUAAACGCACCAACCGACACACUUCGGCCGUUGGAGCGACUGAAGGAAUCCAGAAGUUACCGGAGCCAAGUUCACAAACCGUAACGAAGAAGGAGGAGUGAGGAGCUUAAACACAGGAGGGUUAACUGCCGCAGAAUAUCGAGCUCGGUGCCACGGGGGGAGCCUCCAAACAGGACAGCAGCAACAUGGACGACAUGAGUGUGGAACAGAUCACCAUGAGGGCCAACCAAGUGACUGAUGAGUCACUGGAAAGCACACGGAGGAUGCUGCAGAUGGCCGAGGAGAGCAAACAAACCGGCGUCAACACCAUGGUGAUGCUGGACCAGCAAGGAGAGCAGCUGAAGCGUGUGGACGAGGGCAUGGACCAGAUCAACCAGGACAUGAGACAGGCUGAGAAAAACCUGACUGACCUCUCCAAAUGCUGCGGCCUCUGUGUCUGCCCCUGUGACAGGGUGUCAUCAAUCGAGCACGACCAGCGAUACAAGCGUACCUGGGGUAUCGGAGGAGGCGACGGCGAAGUUGAUUCCAACGGCGCAAAAAUAGUCUCGAGGCAGCCCUCGGGUGUGCGCAAUGGCCAGGCUCAAGUGAACGCCCCGGAGCCCUCGGGCCCGUACAUCAAGAGGAUAACCAAUGAUGCACGGGAGGAUGAGAUGGAGGAGAAUCUGGAAGCAGUGGGCAGCAUUAUUGGCAACCUGAAAAACAUGGCUAUGGACAUGGGCUCAGAGAUAGACAAGCAGAACAAACAGAUCGACAGCAUCACUUCCAAGGCGGAAAUGAACAAAGUUCGCAUCGAUGAAGCAAACCAGAGAGCCAACAAGCUCAUCAAGUAGACGAGGAACCCUGCUUCUUGCGGUUUUAUCCAUCAACCUUGAGCCUCUGUCGCCACAUCUGUACACACACACACACACACACACACACACACACACACACACACACACACACACACACACACACUGCCUACUCGUGCACAUGCACAAACACACACUCUUUGACAUUUAGCAAUUCAGGUUGGAGGAAUAUAUAUAUUUUUUUGCCCGCGGUGUGCUUAUCUUUACUGCACUAAGAUGUGAGUAGAAAAACAUUUAUACAUUUUAUAAAUUGACCACCACCAUCACACCUUUUUGACUCAUGUACUCAUAGUUAUGCUGGACUUUUGAGAAGCAGCGCAGGCGUCAGAAACCGCAACCAAACCCCGAAGUGACUGACUGCCUGUCGCCGCUGUUUGAUACCAAAUAUCCACCAGACCUGUUGUAUCAGAUCUCGACAUUCACGGGAAGGGAAGUAGCACAGGUCAGCUGCUUUUCUUUUCUUUCUCUUAAAGUCAAGAACUAUGAAGCGUCUCCCUUUGUCUGUGUGAAUAUUUUGUCCGUAUGGACGAGGUCACAAAUCUAAACUGUCUUUUAGAUAUACUGCAAUUCAUUAAUUUAUGCGUCACCCCUCUGAGCUACAUCUAGUUUAAUCAUAAACAUGUUAACCGUAGUCUGAAAAAUGUGUCUUCUUCCUCAAAUUGGUUCAAUGUGUAAUUAAGUUUAUUGUAUCAUGUGUAUUAUUGCUUAUUUAAUUAUUCUUAUCAAGCAGAAAUGACUUGUGAAUAAAGUUGUUGUUGUUUUUUUAAACACUUUGUUCUCAUGUCAUUUUUGCCUUUUCAGAUGUAAAAAAAAUAAAAUAAAAAAGUCAUAUUGUGCUUUGGAGUGAGUCAUGGCGAACGCUUUCAUGCUGGAAUUCAAAGCACAUACCCCCCGCAUGAGCAAUUUAAUGUUUUCAUUUUCUGGCUACUGAGAAGUCAAAGGUGUUCUAACCGUUUGAAAAAAUAAAUAAAUAAAUAAAUUGAGGCGCUGACCUGGUGUUAGACACUUUUUAAUAUAUAGCAAUCGCUCGUCCUUCAGAUGUGAAGCAUCAUGAGCAUCGUUCAUCAUCACGUCCUCCAUGGCAUCUAGUUUUCUUUAUGAUAACGCUGAAUAUGAGAAACAAUAAGUGGUUGAGUAACAGUGCAUGUGUCAUCGGUGGAUCAACUGCUGUACUUCAUAUUUAGUCUCUCCAGGUUUUUUUUUUCCCCCACUCUGAUCGCAGUGUUGAUGUAAAUACUGAAACAUACUGUAGCUGUUUAUUAAUUGCCUACACUCACG
Messenger RNA from Larimichthys crocea (large yellow croaker), 2153 nucleotides. RefSeq names its product synaptosome associated protein 23.1 (gene snap23.1). The transcript is spliced from 8 exons. NCBI's taxonomy places the organism in Eukaryota, Metazoa, Chordata, Actinopteri, Sciaenidae. The coding region runs from base 213 to 857 and encodes 214 amino acids. Gene Ontology annotation, molecular function: syntaxin binding; SNAP receptor activity. Gene Ontology annotation, cellular component: SNARE complex; plasma membrane. The record is from RefSeq and is a predicted model, not a curated record. Gene Ontology annotation, biological process: exocytosis; synaptic vesicle fusion to presynaptic active zone membrane; synaptic vesicle priming.